Messenger RNA from Mugil cephalus (flathead mullet), 4204 nucleotides. RefSeq names its product proprotein convertase subtilisin/kexin type 1 (gene pcsk1). NCBI's taxonomy places the organism in Eukaryota, Metazoa, Chordata, Actinopteri, Mugiliformes, Mugilidae. Gene Ontology annotation, molecular function: serine-type endopeptidase activity. Bases 237 to 2567 code for a protein of 776 amino acids. Gene Ontology annotation, cellular component: Golgi membrane; trans-Golgi network. The transcript is spliced from 14 exons. Gene Ontology annotation, biological process: protein processing. The record is from RefSeq and is a predicted model, not a curated record.
CUCUCCUUGGCAGACCAAUAACGCGCAGUUUCACGUUCAGCCUCUGUCUCAGCCAGCGGUGUCUUCAGGAUUAAACUGAAAGGAGCUUUCUUUGCUUAUUGUUAAACACCAUUUGUCAUUUGAAAGUUUUUUUUUUCUGUGUGUGGCUGCUUUUUUUUGUUGGAUCCAUAUCCACACACACAUAGCUCUAUUUAGAUAUUAUAAUUUUUUUCUCAUCUGGUUGAAUUUGCUCUGACAUGGAAGUGAGAUGUCGUCCAGCGGUGAUGUGCUGUGUCCUUGCCGUCCUCUGCUCCGUGGUUCCCCGGUCGCUGGAGUCUUCUUACGCGGACAGGCAGUAUCUGAACGAGUGGGCUGUGGAGAUCCCAGGUGGACUGUCCGCUGCGGAGGCGAUCGCCAAAGAACUGAACUACGAACUGGUCCGACAGAUUGGGGCCCUGGAAGACCAUUUCCUGUUCAAACACCGCAGACAUCCUAGCAGAGCGAGACGCAGCGCCGAGCACGUCACCAGGCAGCUGUCAGAGGACGAUCGAGUGCUGUGGGCAGAGCAGCAGUACGAGAAGCGCCGCAACAAGCGGGCGUCCCUCAGGGAGUGUAGGGACUGCCCGGUGGACAAGCUGUUUGAUGAUCCCAUGUGGAACCAGCAGUGGUAUCUGCAAGACACGCGGACGUCCUCCUCGCUGCCGAAGCUCGACCUGCACGUGAUCCCCGUGUGGCAGAAAGGCAUCACGGGGAAAGGAGUGGUCAUCACCGUCCUCGAUGACGGGCUGGAGUGGAACCACACAGACAUCUACUCCAACUACGACGCCGCAGCCAGCUAUGAUUUCAACGACAACGACCCAGACCCUUUCCCCCGAUACGACUCCACCAAUGAAAACAAGCAUGGUACUCGCUGUGCAGGGGAGAUUGCAAUGCAGGCAGACAACAAUAAAUGUGGGGUCGGAGUGGCGUACAACGCCAAGGUUGGAGGGAUUCGUAUGCUGGAUGGGAUUGUGACUGACGCCAUUGAAGCGAGCUCUAUUGGGUUCAAUCCGAACCACGUGGACAUCUACAGCGCCAGCUGGGGACCCAACGAUGAUGGCAAGACGGUGGAGGGCCCCGGCCGUCUGGCCCAGAAGGCUUUUGAAUAUGGUAUUCAGCAGGGCCGUGGUGGGAAAGGAUCUAUCUUUGUCUGGGCAUCAGGUAAUGGUGGACGCCAGGGAGAUAACUGUGACUGCGACGGCUACACGGACAGCAUCUACACUAUCUCAAUCAGCAGCGCCUCCCAGCAGGGCCUGUCCCCGUGGUACGCUGAGAAGUGCUCCUCCACUCUGGCUACAGCGUACAGCAGUGGAGACUACACUGACCAGAGGAUUACAAGUGCUGAUCUGCACAACGAGUGCACUCAGACUCACACCGGAACUUCUGCCUCUGCUCCGCUGGCUGCAGGAAUAUUUGCCCUGGCGCUGGAACAAAAUCCUGAUCUUACCUGGAGAGACCUGCAGCACAUUGUGGUCUGGACCUCGGAGUUUGAUCCUCUGGCCAAUAACCCGGGCUGGAAGAGGAACGGAGCAGGACUUAUGGUGAACAGCCGCUUCGGCUUCGGCCUCCUCAAUGCCAAAGCCCUGGUGGACCUUGCUGACCCGGCCACCUGGAAGCAUGUGCCAGAGAAGAAGCAAUGCAUCGUCAGGGAUGAUUCAUUCCAGCCGAGGGAACUUAAAGCAGCGGGGGAGAUCACUAUAGAGAUUCCAACCAAAGCCUGUGCAGGGCAGGAGAACGCAGUCCGCUCAUUGGAGCACGUGCAGGUGGAGGCCAGCAUUGAAUACACCAGGAGAGGAGACCUGCACAUCACACUCACCUCCCCAGCUGGUACCAGCACGGUGCUGCUGGCAGAGAGAGAGAGGGACACGUCCUCUAACGGCUUCAGGAACUGGGACUUUAUGUCUGUCCAUACAUGGGGAGAAGAUCCCACCGGGACGUGGACCCUAAAGAUCACAGAUACUUCAGGCCGUAUGGAGAAUGAGGGACGGAUUUUAAACUGGAAGUUGAUUCUCCACGGCACGUCAGAGAAACCAGAGCACAUGAAGAAACCUCGAGUGUACAUUCCUUACAAUGCUGUGCAGAAUGACCGCCGUGGAGUGGAACAUAUGGAUGACAUGAUGGAGGAGCCCACACAGGCCCAUUCACUUCAGAAGACUGAGAUUGCAAAAGCUUCUUCUCCUUCCGAUCCAGAGAAAGAACCCAAAGAGCUCUCGAAUUCUCCUUUCACCCCCUCUCUGGCUCUGAUUCGUCUCCUGCAGACGGCCUUCAACCAACAGACCCCGGCCCUACAGCAAUCUCAGGCUGUGGCCAGGGCCUCCUCCGCCUGGAGGAAGCAGCUGCAGUCAAGCCAGAGCAUCUCACCUCCCUCUACGAGACUCCCACCUCAGAAGCUAUACCAGGCUCUGGACAUGAUCAACAAGUACCGUGGCAACGACGACAGCGUGUACAGUGACUACAGCGAUGGCUUUUACAGCAACAAGCCGUACAGGCACAGAGAUGACCGACUGCUGCAGGCCCUCUUUGAGAUGCUGGACGAUGAUCGCAAGUGAAACCCCUCUGGGAAGCGGAGUGGCGGAGGUCCAGGAGGAAGAGAUGAAGCGUGGUUUGGGAGCAGAGGAACAAGGCAAAGAGGGACGAGACUGGAGGAGAAGAAACAUAGAAAAGAGAACUCCUCCGCUCAGAUCUGUUUUUUUUCACCCAGCUGCAUCUACGUACCUUCAUUUGCCUAUCAUCAUUUCUUAAUUGAUUCUUUCAUUCCUUUGCUCUCCCAUGCAAAGUUUCCAAAUGUGAUUCAAAACCCGUGGACUCAUUUAGAACCUCUCUGCUAUCUCCAUAUAGUGACAGCAUAAAAGCAUUUAAACCAGAGCCUGUGGAGUGUGUGUGGGGGGUGGGUGAUGGUGGCCUUGUCUCUCUUCUCCUUACUGCCUGCUCGAGCAUGUCACCUUUAGAGUCUAAGUUUUGUAAUAGUAUCUAUAUAUUAACUAUAUAUUAUACAGAGACGAUGAUUGUAAUAUGGUUUGGAAAACACAGCGUCGCCACCUUCGAAUCCAAAAAUCCCAUUUCUACUUUAGCUUUCGUCAGAAUGUCCAACAUCCGUUUUAUGUUUCACACUAGAGGAGGACAAAUUGACCCAUAAAGCCUGACACAACACCAUCAAAUUACAAUCAGCACAAAUAAAUGAGGGAAAUCUAAAUUCAGAUAAAAAAAAAAAAAAAUUAAAAAAUAUGUUGACAAAAGGUUUAUUCUCAGGGUGUCAACAAAACUACAGAUUAGUUUUCUGGACUAUUCAAAGUAUUAAGAUAAAUGCAUUUAGUGUGAAAGAUUAUUGACUUCAUAAGUAUACAGUUCUACUAACGGGCUACUCAAAAUCGGAAAUCAUGAAUAUACCAUGGAAAUAUAAAAUAACGGAAAGAACACUGGGAUGUCUUAGAUAUAUUAAAAAAAAACACACACAUGUGCAAUUUGUUUAAUUUUGUACGAGUACAAUGCUGCAUCGAGAAAUGAGCUAUUUUUCUAAGGAUCCUCUUUAGCUUAUGAAAUAUUAGGAACAGAAAUAUCAUGGACAGUAUCAAAUCCUUAAACAGUUUAUUUUCUCGUGGCACAGUUCACUCAGUAACCACAAAGUAAGUGUAGCUACAAAUGAACACUGCCAAACUCUUUGCUGACAAAAACAGGACAAAACUGUGUAUUCAGUGAUUGCUGUUUGUUCAUAAUCUGUAAUAUUUCAACGGCAGACAGCUCUGUGAAUCCUGGACACACUCUGACGUUAAUAUCUGCAGCCGAAUCAUUCCUCUGGUAUUCAUUUGGUAUUAAGGGACCUAUCACACUGCAGAACCCUCUGUAGAAUAGCGGCUCUGCCCUGCAGCCUUCAAGCGCAUUCAUGUCCUUAACGCCUUAAUAUCUGCUGUAAUAAAAGCUGCAUACCCGUCUUUACUUGGUGUAGAUCAAUUUACAGAUGCUGUGUGUAAGUAUUCGUGACAUGAAUCGUUGUGAAGUCUCCUUGCAGAGCCUCUAUCCCCCAGCUCGGAGCUGCCUGCCCCACUUCUCUGCCAAAAAAACGAGACAGGAAAAAAAAGAUGAUGUUUGGGGAAACGCUUUUCACGCGCCCUGUAAUUUGUCCACUCAUUCGUGUACCCCGUGCUGUUUUCUUUGUUUCUUUUUCUCCUUUUUGUUUUUUUUUGACUGG